AUGUCCGUCGUUGCGGACUCUCCCUCGCGCUCCCCGCCUCCCAAGCGCGUCCGCGCCGAGUCGCCCGCGGCCGCUCCAGCUGCCGUCGAUGCCGCUGCUCCUGCCGCUGCGUCCACUGCCGCCGCCCCGUCCUCGUCCAAGCCCGCUCAGAACAAGGGCAAGAACUUUCAGCAGGGAAAGGGCAAGAGGAAGCGUAACCGCCACAUCCUCCCCGACCCCUACUCAUCCGGCGACGUGCUGUACCGUGACGUGGUCGACUUUCUCGGCAAGGAGUAUGUGGACGAGAUCAUCGCCAAGGGCGACAGCAGCGAGUGGGACGCGCCCGCAGACCUCGAGCUCAUGUCGGUGAUUGAGCUCACUGCCGGUGUGAUGACUGUUUCCGGUGAGAGCCUCUCCAUGUACGAGAAGGACGGCAAGAAGUGGGCGAUUGUGGUUCCCUUUGCGCACCCGGGAGACAAGAUCCGCGCCAAGGUGUUCAAGCAUGACCGUCUCUGCUCGAUGGCCGACAUGGUCGAGAUUGUCGAGUACUGCGACGACCUGCGUGGUGGCGAGGGCGACCGCCGCGUCAACCCCGAGGCUGGCUGCAAGUACUUUGGCGAGUGCGGCGGCUGCCAGCUCCAGUCGGUUCCCUACGCCAAGCAGCUGCUGCACAAGGCUCGCACCGUCGACCUGGCGUACCAGCGCUUCUCGGGGCUGCAAGGUGGCAAGGUGCCCGGUAUUCUCCCUACCAUCGGCAGCCCGAAGCAGUGGGGCUACCGUACCAAGAUUACGCCGCACUUUGACGCCCCUCCCAAGUGGGCUCAGCGCCCGGAUCAGAACGAGGAGGACGCCAACGACGUGCGCGAGUGGUCGUGCCGUAUCGGUUUCGACCGCAAGGGCAAGCCAGGAGUGCUCGACAUUGAGGAGUGCCCCAUCGCCACACCAGUGUUGAACGCAAAGCUCAUUGACGAGCGCCAGAGGAUCAAGGAGACGAUUUGGUCGUUUAAGCGCGGCGCUACCGUUUUGCUACGCGACUCGCUGCCUGCCCCCGAGCCCAUCCCUACCGCUGAGAGCCCAUACGACCCUGCGUCGUCGACCGAGGUCGCCCAUGUUGCCAUCACCAACCACAAGGAGCUGGUUUACGAGCGCGUCGGCUCGUUCCUCUUCUCGUUUGCUGCCGGUUCGUUCUUCCAAAACAACAACUCGAUCCUCAUUCCCCUCACCGAGUACGUCAAGGAGGCCAUCUUCCCUCCCGGCUCGACUGCCAAGCGCCCCACCCACCUCGUCGACACGUACUGCGGUUCGGGUCUGUUUGGCAUCACCCUGUCGACCGAGUUCGAGCGCGUCGCUGGUGUGGAAAUCACGGCCGACUCUAUCACUGCCGCCAAGAAGAAUGCCGCCAUGAACGGUCUCCAGGACAAGACCACCUGGCUGUGCGGCAAGGCCGAGCAGAUCUUUGGCGGUCUCCCCGAGCAGGGCUUUGCCGGCGACCACUCGUGUGUCGUCAUCGACCCCCCUCGUAAGGGCUGUGACACGCCCUUCCUCGAGCAGCUCCUCGCCUUCAAGCCCCUCACGGCCGUGUACGUCUCGUGCAACGUCCACACCCAGGCGCGCGACAUUGGAUGGUUUAUCACCGAGUCGGAGAAGCGCGGAGAGGGCAAGUGGCGCUACGAGCUCGAGAGCCUGCGUGGCUUUGAUCUCUUCCCGCAGACCGCACACGUCGAGUCGGUCGGCGUCCUCCGCCUCGUGGAGCUCAACUAG
Molecule: messenger RNA, 1740 nt
Organism: Apiotrichum porosum
Lineage: Eukaryota; Fungi; Basidiomycota; Tremellomycetes; Trichosporonales; Trichosporonaceae
Gene: TRM2
Product: tRNA(m5U54)methyltransferase
Exons: 3
Coding region: 1-1740 (579 amino acids)
Biological process (GO): tRNA processing
Molecular function (GO): tRNA (uracil(54)-C5)-methyltransferase activity, S-adenosyl methionine-dependent
Source: RefSeq, a predicted model, not a curated record